AUGGCAACAAACGACAAUUGUAUUUCUCGGAUGCGUACUCAGCUUGUGGACCUGCUGGGUGCUCACGAGCUACGAUUGCGUGGCAACUCGCGACUUUGCUGGGCAGUACAUUUUAACACUGGUGAGGGCAACAUGUACGAAACUGUGGCGCUCAUGAUUUACAUGAAACUGGUAUGUCCAUGCAGAAGAUUUCCAAGCCACUCCAUUGCACGUGUCGACGGCAAAAGUACGGUCGAGAGCUGGACCUGUGCAAAUAGGUGGUGCAACGACUACAAAGAGGCCCAAUGGCAGGAUGUCACCACAAGCACCUGCCUGCAUGCCGGUAUGGUCCAAAGCGAAGCGCGUCUGCUACAAUUGGAUCCUAAAGACGAGGCUUCCUUCACAGCAGAUAUACUCAUCCAACUUCUGGACCAAGAUGCGUACGACAUAGAGGGUAGAACAGGACAAACAAGAUCAAUACAAGAACCAGCGGCCUCGUAGUCGUUUCCCGUCCGGUUUCGCAAUGUUGUAGGAGAAUACCGAUCCGUUGCUUCCAUCAAC
Messenger RNA from Zychaea mexicana, 540 nucleotides. RefSeq lists its product as uncharacterized. The coding region runs from base 1 to 480 and encodes 159 amino acids. The record is from RefSeq and is a predicted model, not a curated record. The transcript has 2 exons. NCBI's taxonomy places the organism in Eukaryota, Fungi, Mucoromycota, Mucoromycetes, Mucorales, Lichtheimiaceae.